AUGGCUCCGAAACACAAGGACGGCGACGUUGUCGCGGUGAUUCCUGGCCAGUACAUAUCAUGGUUGCAUACCAUAGUGGCCUAUGCUGCUUUCCUGGGAGCUCUUGUGGUUGGAAUUGCACUUCAUUAUGAGAAGAUCGUCCAGAAUGAGCAUUUCGGCUACCCUAUCGAGUGGUUCCCCUCAGUCUCUGCCACGAUUGGCGACCGAUACCCCGAACGUUCCGUCUUCCAACUCUUCAUCGCAGUCACGUCUGGCCCUCGUUUCCUUCUCGUCGCCUUGUGGUACGUCUUGACAGCAAGACCCGGCCAAACACUCCCCAAGUUCAUCCUGGGUGUUGGUAUCUUCAGAACCUUCACCUGUGGAGGAUGGACCUACGUCACCUCUACAGACGACCAUGACUGGCACGACAUCUUCAUGAUCUCUUACCUCGUCGCUACUCUGCCCUGGACCAUCGGCUGCAUCGCCCUGAGCCCAAACAAUCCCAAGGCCAUCUACUACCGCAAGGUCUUUGGUGGUGCCUUCUUCGCCACCCUUGUGCCUCUCGUCUACUUCUUCAUCCAGCACAAGGUCCACAAGGUCCCUGGUGCAUACACAAUCUAUGCAUUCUUCGAGUGGGCUCUUGUCCUUCUGGACGUUGCCUUUGACGCCGUCACUGCACUCGACUUUUCCAGCCUCGAAUUGGUUGUCAAGGACACCAAGGGCACCAGCAAAGGCAACACUCAAAGAGUGGCCGAUAAGCUCACUGAGACGGAGAAAGACAAGCCUGUUGGUCAGCUCUUUGCUGCUUCCUACUCAAAGGGUGACAUGCUUGAUGCUCUGGCUGAUGUCUACCUUGGCUUCACCUUCUGGUCCGUCUUGACUGGUUUAGGCUUGUUGAUCUGGUACUUCCCUCUCUGGCAUAUGGGCAUCUCUGGCUAUGAGGCCUUCGUCAUGGCCCCUAUCUCACCCUUCCUACUUGGUAUUGGUUCCAUCCGCAGAACCGUUGUUCACAACAUCUGCCUCGUUCACUUCCUCUCACUCUCAGGUCUUGUCGCAUUCCUGAUCCCCACACCCGAGUACCGCCUGUUCGCUGUUGGUUUCUCCAUCUUCAUGUCAGCUCUCGCAUGGUCUGCUACCUGGUGGUCAGAGCGUGCUCAACCUGCCCGUCUUGAGUCUCGCAUCUCUGCCUUCUCCCUUGGUCUGCUGACCUCGAGUGUCGCAAAGUAUGCUUGUCAGACCAACAACCCUAUCUGGCCCGCUGUGCAUGCUGAGAAUGGUGGUUGGAACUACACUGGCCUUGUUCUGGCCAUUGUCGCCAUCUUGAGAGUCACGCGUAAGCCGCUUGAUCCUCGUGGUGAUGUGCCUGGCUACAAAGCCGUAUCUGGUUCCUCGUUCCCUGCCGCUCUUGGUUUCGCCGGUCUCAUGUUCGGUAUGCACUCGCUUCUCUCGGACUCGAGUACCAUGAUCUCCUGGGUAUGGGAGGGCUUCCCCAUUCGUGGUCCUAUUGCUGUACCUCACGGCAACUACACCUUCCUCGCCAUGGGUCUUGGUCUGCUCAUUGGCCUCUACUAUCCUGUCUUUGCUCGCAGCUGGACUUUCUAUGGUAUCGGUUCUCUUGGUGCCGCUUUCUUGACAGCCUUUUCUCAUUGGUCUGGCUUUUACGGUGGACUGGCUCUUGCCACCUACCUCAUGGCCGCUGCCCCUGUCCUGAUCGGCAACGCUGCUCGCUACCCUCCUGGCCGCACUUUCUUCCUUGGUUUCCUCUUCUACAACAUUCUGGUUCUCGCUCACGUCUGGGUCGUCGCAUAUGCCUUUGUGCCUGGUGGUCCUCUCAUGCGUGAGCACACCGACUGGGUUAUGACAGCUAUGAUGUUGUUCAUUGGCUGCGGUAUCUUCUCUGCUACCACUUCCGAGACUAAACGAUCCAAGUCUGCACCCGCCAACCCUUACGCCCGCAAGCAGCGUUCAUACUACAUCUAUAUCCUGAUUAGUCUUCAGCUUCUCGGUGCCUCCAUCUCAUACCUCCGCUUCCCUACUUACGACUACACUCCUUACCACGCACCCGAGAAGAGUGUCACUGCCGGUAUCUGGACUACUCACUUUGGUCUUGACAAUCCCAUGUGGACAUCUGAGCGUCGUAUCGGCGCUCUCGUCAAGGAGAUGGAGCUCGAUGUCCUGGGUCUGCUCGAGUCAGACACUCAACGCAUUAUCAUGGGUAACCGCGAUAGUACGCAGUACCUUGCCGAAGAGUUGGGCAUGUACGUCGAUUAUGGUCCGGGACCUAACAAGCACACUUGGGGUUGUGCUCUGCUCUCCAAAUUCCCAAUCGUCAACUCUACUCACCAUCUGCUUCCUUCGCCAGUCGGCGAACUCGCUCCUGCUAUCCAUGCUACUCUCGACGCUUAUGGCGAGAUGAUCGACGUCUUCGUCUUCCACUCCGGUCAAGAAGAAGAUCCCGAGGACAGACGUUUGCAAUCUGAGUAUUUGGCUGACCUUAUGGGAUCCACCCCUCGUCCCGCCAUUCUGCUCUCCUACCUCGUCACCAAGACUGGUCAAGGCAAUUACAACACAUACGUCUCUGAGCGCAGUGGUAUGAGAGAUAUUGAUCCCUCCGACGACUGGGACAGAUGGUGCGAGUACAUUCUGUACAAGGGUUUGAGAAGAUCUGGUUACGCUAGAGUGUCUAGAGGCACUAUUACCGAUACCGAACUUCAGGUUGGCAAAUUCGUUGUUGGUCAGCCUGAAGGCGGCAAUGAGCAAAUCUCGGAAACCGAGGUUCCAGAGGGUCUUCGCUUCCCUGCCAUGUUCAGAGGUGAAGGUAUUAGAGGACACAGAUACCAUGUCUUUGACGAGCCCAGAUACUACGCCUGA
Aureobasidium subglaciale EXF-2481 is the source of this 2850-nucleotide messenger RNA. RefSeq lists its product as uncharacterized. NCBI's taxonomy places the organism in Eukaryota, Fungi, Ascomycota, Dothideomycetes, Dothideales, Saccotheciaceae. Gene Ontology annotation, cellular component: endoplasmic reticulum. The transcript has 7 exons. The coding region runs from base 1 to 2850 and encodes 949 amino acids. Gene Ontology annotation, biological process: fungal-type cell wall organization; GPI anchor biosynthetic process. The record is from RefSeq and is a predicted model, not a curated record.